Limulus polyphemus (Atlantic horseshoe crab) is the source of this 918-nucleotide messenger RNA. Its product is annotated as seminal vesicle major clotting proteins-like. Lineage: Eukaryota; Metazoa; Arthropoda; Merostomata; Xiphosura; Limulidae. The record is from RefSeq and is a predicted model, not a curated record. The transcript has 3 exons. Bases 1 to 918 code for a protein of 305 amino acids.
AUGAAAGUAAUAGAGACAGAGGUCUGGCAUAUUACACCAUCAGACUCUCGUCAUACAAUUAAGAAACGUUGUCACAAGAGUAAUAAAAGGCGACGAAGACAUCGCCGACAACACAGUAAAAAAAACAGAAGGAGAAAUAAAAAUCGCUCUCACAAAUCUCCCAGUCGUCGUAGAUUGUCGUCAGUUGGAGCGCUUUUUGGCCUAAAAUCAGAUUCGCCACCAAUGGUAGUCACAACAACCAGCCACUUACAAAAAGACUGGUGCCAAACAAAACCCAUGACGCAGCAGAUUCGGGAAGAUGGUUAUUUUGGAAUUACUGCAAAUGAUGGGAACAGGAUUGAUUGUGGAGUACCGUUGGCAGCUUUGGUAUGGAAGGCGGAAGCUGGAUUACUGAUUCACUUUUUGACUGUAGGAAGUUAUAUGUUAAAAUAUGACAAGGGAUGUAGACAGACUAAAGCACAAGAUACCUUGCAACAACUCCCACAGAUUAAAGCACAAGAAACCUUGCAACAACUCCCACAGACUAAAGCACAAGAUACCUUGCAACAACUCCCACAGACUAAAGCCCAAGAUACCUUGCAGCAACUCCCACAGAUUAAAGCACAAGAUACCUUGCAACAACUCCCACAGAUUAAGGCACAAGAUACCUUGCAACAACUCCCACAGACUAAAGCACAAGAUACCUUGCAACAACUCCCACAAACGAAAGCACAAGAUACCUUGCAACAACUCCCACAGAUUAAAGCACAAGAUACCUUGCAACAACUCCCACAGACUAAAGCACAAGAUACCUUGCAACAAUUCCCACAGAUUAAAGCACAAGAAACCUUGCAACAACUCCCACAGACUAAAGCACAAGAUAUCUUGCAACAAUUCCCACAAAUUAAAGCACAAGAUACCUUGCAACAACUGCCAUAG